This is a messenger RNA of Sus scrofa (pig), 3380 nucleotides long. It is a transcript of the gene C6H19orf84, whose product is annotated as chromosome 6 C19orf84 homolog. The record is from RefSeq and is a predicted model, not a curated record. NCBI's taxonomy places the organism in Eukaryota, Metazoa, Chordata, Mammalia, Artiodactyla, Suidae.
CAGCUGUAGCUCUGAUUUGACCCCUAGCCUGGGAACCUCCAUAUGCCUCGGCUGCCGCCCUAAAAAGCAAAACAACAACAAGCAAAGUGAAACUCAAACUCAGGUCCUAAAAGGGAUGAGCACUUUAGUUCCUGAAUUCCUUUUAAUUGACUUAGAGGAAAGAGGAUGCUGGAGGGGCCUGUUUCUCUCCCACUAACCCUCAAUCCUGCCAGGGGAACAACACUUUGAAAUUUCCUUGACUUGGGAAAUUGCAAGACUGUGUUGUUAGGGCAACAGGUUUGACCAGGGGCCAAUAACUGAAAUUCGUGUUAAAGUCCUGACUUCUGCAGUAAUGACUUGAGACUUGGAAGGAGGGAGGGUUCUCGUGGGCCAGUCCUCUUGGGGAAAGGCACCGGUGGAUGCACACAGCAACAACUACUGGCUAGGGGUCAGCAGACCCGGCUUGAACUUUCUGCAUUGCCAGCCACUCUAUAGCCAGUUAAUCGGAGACUAUGAACACCAAGAGGUAUAACUACAAAACAUGUCUAUCUUUUUUUUUUUUUUUGGGGGGCCACGUCCGAAGCAUGUGUAAGAUCCCAGGCCAGGGAUCGAACCCGCGCCACAGCAGCGACCCAAGCCGCUGCAGGGACAACGCCGGGUCCUUUAACCCGCUGUGUCACAAGGGAACUCUGAAUCUCAGGACUUUGGCGGUCCGAGAUCGUUAGGGGGCAGAGAAAGCAAAAGACUGGUCUUAAACCUAGGAUGGAGCAAUGGGGCUCCCUAGUAGGUGAAGGACACCCGCGUGGGACUUUCCCCCCAUCCUGGGGCCCCUUUCUUCCUCCAAGCUUUACACAGCAGCUCCAUGCCUGGACUAAUACUCCCCCGACGUGAACUCGGCAGCAAUGAUCGAGCCCGAACCCGAGACACCAUUAAAAGCCCGGGCAAAAUCGUCGGUUACAGCCCCAAGGCGGGGCAGAGAGGGAACAGCCAGUCAGAGGGCAGGAGAAAGGCUGGCGCUCAGAAACAUAGCCAAUCAAAGAGCGAAGGUGCUAGCUCCCGGAUUUGACGGCAGGAGGGAGGAGACGCGGAAGCAACGCGAGCUCGCCCGCCAAUCAGAGCUGAGGGUGACUUCUCGCGCUGUUUCUACGUAACAAGACGGGAGGGAGCUCAGACCUAUUGCUGCCAGCGUUCCUCAGCGAAUCGGAACCUUCGUUCCCUGCCAACGCGGGAAUUGAUUGGUCACUUUUCAGAACUUGCCUGUCAAUUUUAGACGCUCCUGCUCUCCUUGCUCGGAUAGGAGGGCCUUAAAGGGCCAGAUACAUGGUAAAUGACGAGGGAAGACGCAGAUCGCAGAAACUGGGGGACCAGUAACAAGACAAAACCAGAAUCAAUGUCAUUACGCUGGAAUUGAGUUUUACGUUGCGAAGAAACGGAGAUUCAGCUUGCCUGGGUCACGAACUAACCCCUCCCCGCUCUGUUUGCCCUGGAGAAGUCGAGGCGAAGGUGCUGGAAAAGACGCGAAAGACCCCCGUGACCAUGGAUCAGCAAAAGGAAGGGGCUGGGCCCAAGGGGAACAACCCGUCCCUGUCUUCUCCGGGGACUGAGUCCGGGCUUCCUGCACCUUACCCAGCCCUGUUCCCUUCUCUCCUGGGCAGCCCAGAUCCAGCUCACCUGGGGCUCCCCGAGAGCCUGGCCUCUGUCACCGUCCCCAUCCGCCUGGACGCCCUCUCCUACCUCCUGCAUAGCGCCUUGAUGGGGGCCUACAGCUUUCAGCAGUCCUUGCCCUCCUGCCCCUGCACCCCGCAGGCCUCCUGCUCCCAGCCGGGCACUGUCAAGAGGCCAUCGAGGGGACGCGGGGGCUGGGACAUCCGACGCAGGCCAGGCCGGGACCAGGGCCAGCAGCGGUGGGGACUUGGGAGGUCAGAGCAGGCAGAGAGGGGGGCCAGGGGCUCUGGGGCUGGCCCCAGGACCCCGCCUGUGACGCCCCCAUCACCAAUGCCAGAUGCCCAGGAUGGGAAGAAGGAAGCCAGAAGUCCCCAGCCGCCCCCAGAGAUGCCACCUGCUGAGGACUGGGAGGCAGAGUACUAAGUCCCUGUGGGACUCUGGGGUUUUCCUGGAGGAGACGUGACCUCAGCCCUGCCAGAGACACGCAAGAAACAUCCAUUCCCCCGUCCGUCUCCCUCCAGAAACCACAGCAUCAGGAGUGGGUUCAGCAGUGCAGGUCACCUGAUGAAACCCAGACCUAACCUAGGAUCCCAAGCCAGGGAAAAACCCCCGAAUAGCAUCCCUGUGACCAAACCCAAGCCUCUUCCCAUUCCUGACACCACCCGCAACCACAGUGACACCCCUCACCGAAGCACUCUCAAGGCCCAGGGCUCCUGCAGCCCAUCCGCAGCCCCAUGCCUAACCCCAAAGCCAUUGUCACCUGCCUCUGCCAGCCCUAGCCCCCAGCCGCACUGAACACCUGAAUCCCAUGGGUAUGGCCCUCUCCCUCCCCACCCGCCCUCCCUCCCAACUCCUUCAUCCUCAUUUUCCACCUGCCUCUAGAAAGUCCCCUACAUGUCCCCAGUCCUCAUCUUUCAUGUCCCUAAACUCCAGCCCCAGACCCAGCCCCAUCUUCAGCCCCGGCCAGCCCCACCUGGUCCUACCUCCUUCCUGUCCCAACUGUGACAGGCCCUGUGACCCCCACCUGUAAAGAAUCCCAUUGGCCCAACCUAUCCAGACACCUGUGGGUUCCCACCCCAUUUCCGGUCCUUGGGGUGGGGCGGGGUUGAACAAUAAAUGUCCCAGUGUCCCUAUGUCAUGUGUCUGUGUGCUUCCACAGCUCGGGCUGAUCCCAUGGGUGCCGAGAGCGAGGGCUGCGAAAAGGUGGGAGGGUGGCUGGGAGGGUCACGGAGAGAGGCCAGUGGGGCCGGGGCUGCAGGGUGGGAGCGCCUGGAUUCCUGCUUCAGCGAAUUCCAUUUGGGGCCUCUGCCACCGCUGCACUUCUGCCUGCUAGAAGCUGCUGGGCCGUGGGGCCAUUGUGUGGGGAGGCUUAAGGGAUUUGGGGGACUCGGGGAGCAGAGAGGCCAGAGACCUGGCUGCACUCAGUCUGCACCGAGGGGCCGACACAGACGGAGGGUCCAGGGCCAGCUCUGCCACUCAGGUAGGGACCAGGCGUGGGACCCAGGGCCCCCUCCUCCCCCAAAGUCCGGGUGUCCAACCCUCCAGCUCCUUUCUGUCCAAAGGGACUUGGUGGGCUCCUGGCCCUAGCCCCCUCCUCACCUAGGACCUGGGAGUCUGGGCCCCCAACCUUCUCCUCCCCACAAAGAUCCAGUGACCCGGCACCCAGCCCCUUCCUGGCUUAGGACCUGGAAGUCUAGGCAGCCAGCCUGUUUCUCUCCAGGACCCAAGGAUCUAGG